Clonostachys rhizophaga is the source of this 1161-nucleotide messenger RNA. The record is from the annotation of a GenBank genome assembly. NCBI's taxonomy places the organism in Eukaryota, Fungi, Ascomycota, Sordariomycetes, Hypocreales, Bionectriaceae.
AUGGCUUCCCAAAAACGAACAGCCGCAGCGAACGACUUUAUCGCGUCCGUCGGGGCGCUCUUCGACGAGGCAAAACUCAAGGGCUUCACAUCCAUUGAAGAUAUAAAGUGUCUCAACGGCAGGAUCAUCCAGCACAUCCUAUCAAACAAAUCAACAAGGCCUGCCUACAAAACCAUCCUGUUUCCAGACAGCCGGAUCCCUGCUACCAUUGUAGCAAGGCCGCCUAAUAAACUGCGCGUUGAAGGCGAGAACUUGGAGCGCCUGAAAGCCACGGAUUCGUACAGGGAAUUCGUGGGAUAUCUCCGCCGCGCACUCACCACACAAAAGGAUGCGAAAAAACGGCUCGGCGAUUGGAAGGGAGAUUGGAACCGUCGAAAGAGAGCCCGAAGGUCUAGGCAGCAGAGGACAGUCCUCAGCUCCCCGUCUCCGAGCGUCGACCAUGCCGAGGAAAGCGAUGCGGCAACCUCAGAAUCAAAGACAAAUCGGGGGGAAGAGUCAACAAUCCAAGAAUGCGACUCCGGAUCUCUUUUGGGUGAACCAUCCAAGGGCGAAGGGGCCCAGACAUCCUUGAUGACACCCGAAUCAGAAGACAUUCCAAGGGACACGCACAACAUCUUCUCAGCAGAAGCCGAAAGAGCGACGAGUCAAGAACUCACCGAAGAGGCAAACGAAGAGAAACUUGAUGACCUGUAUGCCAAUCGACAGCCUAUUUCGAUCAAACUGAAGGUUGGAGAAGAUGAGACUGGGCAAGAGGAGCGUAGUCUUCGCUCUGAAGAAUCACCAACACCAGAAACCCCACUGCAGCGCAUGCAAGCUGCUUUACCUCAACUCAAGAGCGACAUCGCUCAACUCCCACCCGCGAACUGGGAAGAGUACGAAGCCAAGCUUACAAAGUUUUAUUCUUCAUCGAAGAUUGCCACUCUGGGUUUCCCCGAUCUUCUAAGCAAAAUCAGAAGGAUCGUAUUCCUGCCCGAAGAGCUCGAGGUCGCUGUAGACGGAGAUUGGGAAAGACUACCUGCUGCGGUCAACAUCUGUGUCAUUCUUGCCGAAGCAACCUCCCUCGAGCCCGACGACGCCAAACAAGGCCUGACCAACAAGUGGGUGGAGGAUAUGACCCAUUUCAUUCCCUGGCUCAAGAAGGCCACUCGAUACGAAGCAUAG